Molecule: messenger RNA, 2512 nt
Organism: Solanum dulcamara
Lineage: Eukaryota; Viridiplantae; Streptophyta; Magnoliopsida; Solanales; Solanaceae
Product: ferric reduction oxidase 2-like
Exons: 8
Coding region: 70-2208 (712 amino acids)
Cellular component (GO): plasma membrane
Molecular function (GO): oxidoreductase activity
Source: RefSeq, a predicted model, not a curated record
AUUUUCUAUAUAUAACAAGCUCACUAUAUAUUUCCAAUAUUCAACAAAAGGUAAUUUGUUACAAGAAAAAUGGAGUUGAAUAAAAGAUCAUCAUUUUCUGAUGGAACAAUUAGAAUGAUACAAGGAACAAUAUUAGCUUUAGCACUUACAAUAUUUCUUGGGAAUUUGAUGAUGUGGGUCAUUAUGCCAACCUUCACAUAUUAUCAAAAAUGGGUUCCUGUUCUUGUUGCUGCUACCAAUUCCACAUUCUUUGAUAUCCAAGGUCCUAUUAUGAUGAACUUCACAUUCCCAAUCUUAUUCAUAGCUGUUUUGGGCUGCAUUUAUGUCCACCUAGAGAAGAAGAAAAAAAGUGAUAUUGUCACUUCAUCAUAUUGCAAUAAGGAUUGGUUGAAGAUAUUGAAGAAGCCAAAAAUCAUCCAACCAUUAGGGAUAGUGACAUGGAUAGAACUUUUUUUUCUAGCCAUGUUCAUUAUUCUGUGUGUUUGGUAUUUCUCAGCAUUUGUCUAUUUUCACUAUAGUACCAUUACCACUUAUGCAGUAACCAAAGGAGUUCAAGUGUGGCAAGCAAGAAUUGAUAGGUUGGCUUUAGUGAUAGGGCUAACAGGGAAUAUAUGUUUAACAUUUCUGUUUUAUCCAGUGAGUAGAGGUUCUUCAAUUUUGCCUCUUUUGGGACUAACUUCAGAAGGCAGCAUCAAAUAUCAUAUAUGGUUGGGACAUAUGGCUAUGACCCUUUUCACUAUUCAUGGUCUUCUUUUUAUUCUCUUUUGGGCUGUCUCUGGGAGAUUACAUGAGAUGCUGAAAUGGGAUCCACAUUACAUAUCAAAUGUACCUGGAGAACUUGGUUUACUUGUUGGAUUAAUAUUAUGGAUAACAACAUUUCCAGCAAUAAGAAGAAGAAUGUUUGAACUCUUCUUCUACACUCACUAUCUCUAUAUUCUAUUCAUGGUUUUCUUCCUACUCCACACUGGAAUGUUUUAUGCCUGCAUUAUGCUUCCUGGUUUCUUCCUCUUCUUGAUCGAUCGUUACUUGAGAUUCUUGCAAUCCAAACAAAAAGCUCGUUUGAUUUCAGCCCGAGUUUUGACUUGUGAAACUGUUGAACUCAACUUCUCCAAAAUAUCAGGUUUGGAGUAUUCUCCAACAAGCGUUAUGUUCCUAAAUGUGCCAAGCAUAUCAAAGCUGCAGUGGCAUCCAUUCACAGUAACUUCAAACAGUAACUUAGAAUCAGAUAUUAUUAGUGUUGUCAUCAAAUGUGAAGGAAGUUGGACUAAGAAGCUUUACAAUGUCAUCUCUUUGCCUUCCCCUGUCGAUCGUCUUGAUGUUUCUGUUGAAGGACCUUAUGGACCUGCUUCCACUCAUUUCCUAAGGCAUGAUACAUUGGUGUUGAUCAGUGGAGGAAGUGGAAUAACUCCAUUCAUUUCAAUCAUCAGAGAGCUGAUAUAUAUGAGCUCAACACUGAAAUGCAAAACUCCCAAGAUUCUAUUAGUUAGUGUGUUCAGGAACACUUCACAACUCUCUAUGUUAGACCUACUUCUUCCUAUAGCAGGCACUCCUUCAGGAUGUUCUUCUAAUCUUGACCUACAAAUUGAGGCUUAUAUAACCAGAGAGAAUGAACUAGCACAAGAAAAAUCCGAACCCCUACGGACCAUUUGGUUCAAACCUGACCACUCUGAUGCACCCAUAACCCCCAUUUUAGGCCAGAACAACUGGCUUUGGCUUGCUGCUAUAAUAUCGUCGUCGUUUGCUCUGUACCUUCUAUUUGUGGGACUUCUUUACCACUACUAUGUUUACCCUAUGGACCAUGGUACUAACAAGGUGUUCCCAUACUACACAAGGGCUUUGUUCAACAUGUUGUUUAUAGCAGCUGCUAUAGGAAUUGCAGCAAGUGCAGCCUUCCUAUGGAACAAGAAGAAAAGUGCUAGGGAAACUAAGCAGAUUCAAGACAUGGCAGAUUCAACAAAAUCUUUAAACUCAUUAUUAGCCUGUGCUGAUCAAGAGCUAGAAAGUCUUCCUCAACAAUCUCUCGACAAAUCUAUCAAGACACAUUACGGCCAGAGACCUGAUCUCAAGAGAAUAUUGCUAGAAGUUAAAGGAUCAAGUGUUGGAGUACUUGCCUCUGGACCGAAGACCUUGAGGCAUGACGUUGCAGCCAUUUGCUCAUCUGGGUUGGUUGAAAAUCUGCAGUUCGAGUCCAUCAGCUUCACCUGGUGAUUUACUCGCCUUUUCAACUCUGAGCUAGCUUAAAAGGAUUCUAUAAGAAUGCAUCAGUAUCUGUGUAGAUAUUAUGCCCUGUAAUAUGUUCCAGUCUUCUGGUUGGAUCAAUGUGUGCUUAAAAUAGGUAUUGUGAGUAUGGUUGCCCAAGAUAACAUUACUUUUUGUUGAAUAUAAUAUGUAAGGUAUUGUAAGUAGUCUUUGGAAGAGGAAAUAAGGUUCAUGGGAUUUGAAUGGAACCUGUAUUUGUUUCAGAAAUUAGACAAAACUAUUAUUGAUAUAUAAACCAAACAAAAACUUCCAA